This is a messenger RNA of Odontomachus brunneus, 7114 nucleotides long. It is a transcript of the gene RhoGEF2, whose product is annotated as rho guanine nucleotide exchange factor 11. Gene Ontology annotation, cellular component: cytoplasm. Gene Ontology annotation, molecular function: G protein-coupled receptor binding; guanyl-nucleotide exchange factor activity. The transcript is spliced from 26 exons. Gene Ontology annotation, biological process: G protein-coupled receptor signaling pathway. The record is from RefSeq and is a predicted model, not a curated record. Bases 812 to 6136 code for a protein of 1774 amino acids. Lineage: Eukaryota; Metazoa; Arthropoda; Insecta; Hymenoptera; Formicidae.
GUGGGUUUGUGCAUCGCUCGUACCAAGAUGGCUGCCACUUGUUAGUAGCGUAUUUUUCGUCAAUCCGACGUGUAUUUUGUAAAAAAAACUACGUUCAGUGCCUUUAAAUAAGAGCGUGUAUAUGUCGCGUGUUUCUGCGAAUAGUGUGUUGUGUGUCGUGUUGAAUUCGAAAUUCUGCGAUCUUGAAAUGUUUCGUUUUUAAAUGUUCCUGGACGAGAUUCUCUGAGUGGCCAAGAGGUGGAAUAAUCACCCGUCACCAGCCAUGUUCGUCGAAUGUUCUUUUGUUGUGACAGUCGUGAUAUAAUAUUUUUCGCGCGACGUAACGCCAUACUACAGCAAUCUUGUACACAUAUCAACACGUCCUUUCUUUCUCAAACUCCUUGUUUUGUUUCUUCUUGUCUUGUUUCAUUUCUUUUUAUCUCCCCUUACCUCACCUUACCUAACAUCUUAACAUCUUACCUCAUCUUAUCUCAUCAUACUUUACCUUACCUUACCACAUUAUACUGCACUACACCAUAUCACACCAUUUUAUACCAAGCCACAUAAUUUACCUUAUUUUAUUUUAGUUCAUUUCAUAUCACUUCAAUUUAUCUUACCUUAGUUUGUUCAAUUUCGUCCUUUCCUUACUUUAUCUUGUUUUACCUUAUUCUAUUUCAUAUUCAUUUUAUUUCAUCUUGCUUCAUUAUUACCUUAUUUUUCUUUAUCCUACAGAAGUAUCUUAUUAUCGUUCGCUUAUCAUCAUCAAAUAGAUUAAAUGAAAGAUCGGUAGCAGUGGUAGCAGAGGUGAGGAGAGGUGGAACUUAAAGAAGGGAUGAAUGGAACGACGGCGCUGCGACGCAGCGUUGGGGCUGGUGCAGGCGCCAUUGGUGGUGGAGCCAUUGAGCCAGCACCCAUCGCCACUCUUGUCGUAUAUAAAGAUGAUGCUGGAUUUGGAAUGAAAGUUUCUGGCGACAAUCCAGUCUAUGUCCAGUCCGUAAAAGAAGGUGGAGCAGCAGCAAGAGCGGGUCUUCAUGCAGGUGACAAAAUAAUUAAGGUGAAUGGUGUUAAUGUAAUGCAGUCUACGCAUACCGAUGUGGUCCAGCUCAUAAAAUCUUCGACGCAAGUAGUUCUGACGGUGCAGCAGAAACCAGUAACGAGCGGUGCGGCAGCAGUAGUAGCAACAGUUACAGCUACAACUACAACUUCCGGUCUACAGGUUGGAGUUGGAGCAGGAACCGCGGCGGCCACUAUUACUACCACUACUACCAGCACUACUGCUACUGCUACAAUCAUUCAACAUCAACGUCCAGUUAGCUUAUCAGCAACUGGAAACAUGUCACCUUCGCAACCGGCAACUUCCUUGCAUAGAGCAUCCACUGCACCUGCUGGUGGAGCAUCAUGUAACACUCGAAUUACAGGCCCGCAACCAGUUGAUCAUGAAAAAAAGCGGCAGCUGGAAACGCAAAGAGUUCAUACAUUCCAGCUUAUGUUGGAGAAAGAACAAAGUUAUGUGGAUAAAUUACGAAGCGAAUUAGCUAAGACUGGCACUGGCAGUGGUAAUAACAGUGUCAAUGUCACAGCUUUGCAGAACGAAUUGGCGGGUGCCGAAAGAAGAGUACGCACCUUACAGGAACAGCUUGCAGCGAUUACAACUAACGAACAGCUUUGCUCAUUGGUAACAAACACCUCGUGCUCCCCGGGCUAUUAUCCACCCUCGAAUACAAACAACGACAAUGGCACAGACCUGCCACCUCCACUGCCAUCGCGUAAAUCCUUGUCCAUGCAAAGUCUCUCUCCACCGCCUUUGCCUCCUAGACCACCACCUGUCACAAACACGCACAAUACAGCCCAGCUGGAGCUGGAUCGACAUCUGCUGACUCAUUUAACGCCUUCAAUCGCCAGUCACGGUAUUCCUAACUCUUUUUCUCAGGAUAUCAAUUUAAGUGCUUCGAAUGCGGUUGCUAAACAUCAGCGAACAAAGUCAAGUCCGGAACAAUUAGGAACCACAGCGAUGUCACCGUCGGAAGCUAGCAGACGUUUAAUUGCCUCUGAAUCGAUGAGUGAUCUGUCACCUCCGAAACACGUCGGACACAAUGAUAUUGAUAUAAAAGAAUUGUCGCAUAUUACACCACCGGGUACUCCACCGCCACCAUAUCCGGUCUCUACUUUAGGGCACGAUAUCUUCUCAUCCACGCUAAAUGAUUCGCUUGGUAAUGAUACCAUUCCUGGAUUACCAGCAUUCCAACAACCAAUUAUGUCAAUGGAGGAAGAUGAUGUUAGCGAUCAAGAAAUUGGCCAAUUAGAAGAUCACGGCCCGUUCCAGUCUUUAUCUAGGUUGUGGGGACAUCAUGCACACCUUGCUGUAUUUAUUAAUUAUGUUCUAUCUAACAGUGACCCUUCUAGCCUGUUAUUUUAUUUAGUAACGGAUUUGUACAAGGAGGGAAAUGCCAAAGAAAUGAAAAAAUGGGCAUACGAGAUACAUUCUAGUUUCUUAGUACCUGGUGCGCCAUUACGUCUGCAUAAUGUAGACGAAAAUGUCGCAAAUGAGAUAGACGAUGUCCUCUUAAAAGAAUCUGACAAGGAAGAAAUUCUUAGAAAGAUAUUUUGGAAAGCACGUACAAGGGCAAAGGAAGAAUUGAAUGAGCAGCUGAUGCAUUUCCAACAGAAAAGGACUGCAGGCUUGGCAACGAUCUUUGGUCCGACGGAUAACUCGCUCGACGAGAGUAUAUCCGAUAAAACACGUGAAACAAAAAUUAUCGAAACGUAUCUCUUGCCAAAAAUGGAACCUUACUUAGAAGAUAUAGAAAAGGAACAUAUAGAUCUGCGUUUGUUCACAACGGCAGCUGGUCUAGCUACGAUAUUGAUAAAGAUCUUUCAAUUACGGCCGGUGUGGGCUGAUCGGGUGCCCACCUUCGUCGCGAAAGAUAAGUCCAACAUCAAAGCUCGUCUGCUUACUGGUAAAACUCGCAAGAUGACUAUCAGAGGACACCACUUUGUAGCACAUCAGUACUUCACGAUAACUUAUUGUAAUCACUGUCAACUUAUCAUUGGUGGCAUCGGUCCUCAAGGAUACUUGUGUAGUGAUUGUUCUCUCAGCGUACAUCGGCAGUGUGUUCGUGUAGUGGAGGAAAAUUGCCCGGGUCCAUUGAUAAGGAAGGAAAGAACCAAUGAUAGAAUCAGUAAGCUGAUGGAGCGUAUUCGACCCGAGAGAAAACCUCCCUCAUCUCAUCAUCAUCAUCAUCUUCACCAUCAUUCGCAGAACCAUAUAUUACAUCUGGAAAAAAACAGAAAACCUGAAGAAGAUCUUGGUUUAUUGACAGAUGGAGAAAGUGGGGAACAACGCGCAGGUGGCUUAACCGGAAAUAUUCGCAACAAUUGCGAGAGAACGCGAAUUUUUGGUUUAGGAGGAACUAGCGAUCAUGAUAACAUGGACAAUCCUUCUUCUCGAGAAGAUAUAUCCGAGAUGGUCCAGCAAAAUAUUUCCAGUAAGCCAAAGACGUCAAACAUCAACAGGUCUGAAAGUUACAAAGAGCGGAUACAUCAUAAGCGGCAAUUAAGAGAAAAAAGGAAGACCAGUGACCCGAAUCUUUCCAAAACAAACGAUUGUGAACCUUCCAACACGUUCCCUGGAAAUUCGGCUGGUAGUUCAUCGAAUAGCAGUCUAUCGACAAGAAGUCUAGAUAGUCCUAGUACCAGCUUAGAGCAGGUACACCCUACCACGUCAGCAGCAAACGCAUCAACUUCGUGGGAUAGUGAUGUCGAUGUUGAAGCUGACCCACCUGAUUGGAGUCAAGCUGUUGCUGAGGAUGUUCUCGCGCACCUUAGCAAUCCCGAGAAAAAGAGGCAGGAAGUUAUUAAUGAACUAUUUCAUACCGAACGUUCUCACGUUCGCGCGUUGAACGUGCUUUUGCAUGUCUUCCAUAAACCGUUGCUGGAGUCCCAAGUGCUGCCAUUAGAUCAAAUACAGUUGCUUUUCUCGAAUCUGGACGAAAUGCUAAUGAUCCACUCGCGCUUUAAUCAAUCGAUGAAACGGAAGAAGAAAGAGAAUCCGUGCGUGGGUGAUGUGGGUGAACUUUUACUAGAGAUGUUUGAUGGUGAGGCCGGCGAAGCAUUCGAAAAAGCUGCGUCGACUUACUGCGCUAAACAGCAAGUUGCACUAGACGCUCUACGUGAUCGUCGACGUAAGGAUUCUAAGCUAAAUUCUUUUCUGAACGAAAUAGAAGCAAAUCCGCUGUGCCGUCGACUUCAGCUAAAGGAUCAUAUACUUACCGGUAUGUUACGGCUCACUAAGUACCCACUGCUUUUUGAAAAUCUUGCCAAAUAUACGCCAGAUAACAAUGAAAAAGAGAAAGCGGCCGUGCUGCGAAGCCUUGAACGUAGCAAGGAAAUCCUAAGUCGUGUAAAUCAGGCAGUGAGGGAGGCUGAGGAUCAUCAACGGCUCACUGAGAUUCAACGGACAAUCGAUCGAUCAGCUUUCGACAAGUUUGAUCAUCCAACUGUACAGGAAUUCAAGAAUCUCGACAUUACGAAGCGUAAGCUGAUCUAUGAAGGACCUUUACAGUGGCGUCGCACCGAGCCAAAUCGCUCAAUGCCGAAUCGUUCAGUAUCGAAACCGGUGGAUUUACAUGUGGUAUUACUCGACGAUACAAUCUUUUUCUUGCAUCGACAAGACGAUAAAUAUCUAUUAAAAUUUAUUAACACGACAAAUCAAGCGGGUAAUUCCGUGCUCAGUCCAAUCGUCAAGCUAUCUACUGUAUUGGUGCGUGUCAAUGCCGCCGAGAAAGACUCUUUCUAUCUAGUUAAUACCUCGCAAAACGGCGCACAAAUGUACAAUCUGGUGGCACCAUCCCCUGUGGAACGUCAGCUCUGGUGGAAGCACAUUUCCGAGGCUGUAGAAGCUUACAAGGCACGUGAUCGUCAAGGUAGAAGACCAACGCCGCCUACUUCUCUCCCAGAAGAGUCAACGCACGUAAUAGAAGACGCGUCAUCCUCUGUCAUGGAAGUGGAUAACACAGUCGCCGAGAAGGAUCAAGGAUUGCAGAAUCGAGAAACGCGAGAGCUUGAGCAGGGUGAAGCUGUUGUUACUACUAUUACUUCCAUUACUCCUUCUAUUUCUGCUACUGCUGUUACUGCUGCUACUACUACCACUACCACUACCACCACUACUACUUCUACUACUACUAGUAUUAUUGCUGCUGCUACUGCUGCUACUACUAUUACUACUACUACUGUUGAUACACAAGAACAUGACGAGAAGACAUCAGAUUCUUCUACAGAGACUUCAACGACCGAACAAACACAACAACGAGUGCAACAGCAGUCGACUGAGUCAUCAACAACAGGUAUGUCAGAACCACUGCGGAUGGUCACAUGUACUCAGUUCUCAUUAAUAGAUCCAUUAGAAGUUCACGUAGAAGUACCACCGGUACAUAUUGCAGAACCAGUUUUUACACCAAUAGAAUGUCUAAGACGAAAAGACGAGAUAAUAAAACAGGCUCUGCUCGAAAAGCAAUUAUUGAUGGCAGAUAUAUUAAAUAUCCCUAAAGAAGAUUUUGAGCAUGUAGCAGACAUAGCAUCUGAACCAUCAACUGUAGAGAAAGAACCUGCUGAACUCAUACUUGCUGCUAUUAACCAAACGGAUCAGCUGGUAGGAAUGUUAAACUCUGCGUUGAAUGUAAGCGAAACGGAAACGAUAUUUGCAUCACGUGGAACAUCGGCAUUAUCGUCUCCCGUGUGUGAAGCCACUGGUUGUCCUUCAUUACGAAGCCAUUUGCAUCCUCAGCAAUCAAUUAUGGGUAUAAUGCAACCAAUUUGUCAUUAUCUUACAUCUCAACUCUCGCAAUUGUCACAACUGCUGGAAAUCAUUAAGGAAAGGGAAGAAGAACGGGAGAAACUACGGAAAGAAUUGCGUAGAAGUAGAGAACGUGUACAUGCACUUGACACUGACGUACAACGCCGUGAAUUUUCGGGAGCAAUAACUGUGACAUCUUAUACGCAAACGGCACUUGGUUCAUCGACUAUCAAAUAUAAUAAACUAAAUGUAUAUAAAAGGACAACUCGAUUGGUCAAAUGGUUUUUGAAUUAUCUUGCACACCAGUUUGGAAGAAGUUGUUUCGAGAGAAACGCAUUUAAAGUUUCAGGUAUAAAAAAUUGUUAACUUACAGCUGUUUUCUGCUAAUCCGCUAUUCUUGCCCCAGUAAACCUUUCGCUUUUUCAAACAAGUCAUUUUACUCAAGUUAAUGUUGUUUAUUUGCUAUUCGAGCCUUUUUACUGCAACUUAGGCUGGGGCGCUCCUGUCUCUUUAUUCGCUCGGCGUCCUUACUAUCAGCAUAUAACUUACAAAGAGGCCCAAUUUUAAUUUCUAAUAUUUCCAUUAUCUUCAAAACAGCAAAGUAGUCUUCAUUAAAUAUCCCAGUAGCAAUAUAGGCGGUGAUCUCGGUGAUUAUAAGGCCAAACUGUACAUGCUUUGGAACUAACCGCUAAAUCGUACUAUUAAAACUUUUAUUCGCAUUUUUUGUGCAUAUACUCACCUAAACACUUUUCUAAUAGAUCUUUCUUAGGAUGUUUUUUUCCGUUUAUUUCCGUUUUUUCAAACAGAUUUUUCGGAACAAAACUGUUGCAAGUCAUUGUGCGCUCAGACCUCGCCUCAUGCGCUCGUAUCUGUGUGCGAAAAAUGGUCCUAUAUGAUCAUUUAGAUUUUGAAUUUCAAAAUCAAACUUUGGGAAUAUAUUCUAUACAUAUAGUACUAUUAAUUAAAGCAAAAACAAAAUUCGAUUUUUGUGACCCUCUAUAGUUUUUCGAAACAAAGCCGUUGCAAGUCAUUGUGCGCUCAGAUUUCGCCUCAUGCGCUCGUACCUGCGUGCGAGAAAUGAUCCUAUACGAUCAUUUAGAUUUUUAAUUUCAAAAUCAAACUUUGGGAAUAUAUUCUAUACAUAUAGUACUAUUAAUUAAAGCAAAAACAAAAUUCGAUUUUUAUGACCCUCUAUAAUACUUUCCCCCUUUAAUGACGUCUUUAGACAUUACCUUGUUACCUGGGUACUUACAUCUAUGGUUCUACUUAUAUUUUUCUUUUUAGAUUAUUUUUCGUUAAAUUAUUUUUUCGUCUUAUGUGGGACACCCUGUAUACAUAUGGUAU